AUGCCGAUCAAGCCGACGAGAGACGCGACGACCGAGGCGCCGUAUGUGAUUGUCAUCCCGUCGCCCAACGCCGUCGGCGUGACGGCGCUCACGACGGGCCACUGGGCGACGGGGAUCUGCGACUGCUACAAGAGCCUCCUUCCGAACGCCUGCAUGGCCUGCUGGUGCCCGUGCGUGAGCUUGGCGCAGACUACCCACCGCAUCGGUCUCUCGGCAUCGUACCUCGCGACUGUGCUUGUGUUUGCGUUCUUGUAUCUCUUUGCGACGGGUCCGAUCUUCCUGCCCGUGUACUGGGACCGCUGGUCGCACUGGAACAACGGCUGCCUCGUCUUUAGCUUGAUUGUCGUGCUCAUGCUCAUGCUCCUCCGGGGCCGCGUCCGCGUCAUGCUCCGCAUCCCGGGCAACGUCGUGGAGGACUGUUGCUGCGCCAUCUUUUGCCACUGCUGCGCGCUUGCCCAGUUGGCGACGCAGGUCGAUGCGUACGACGCCAACACGUGCCAAUUCAGGGCCAAAGGCACCUUGCCCGCCUUUGCGCUCUCGUAG
Molecule: messenger RNA, 543 nt
Organism: Saprolegnia parasitica CBS 223.65
Lineage: Eukaryota; Oomycota; Saprolegniomycetes; Saprolegniales; Saprolegniaceae
Exons: 1
Coding region: 1-543 (180 amino acids)
Source: RefSeq, a predicted model, not a curated record